This is a messenger RNA of Peronospora belbahrii, 2325 nucleotides long. NCBI's taxonomy places the organism in Eukaryota, Oomycota, Peronosporomycetes, Peronosporales, Peronosporaceae. The record is from the annotation of a GenBank genome assembly.
AUGGCUGAAGCUUUUGAAGCAUACGCCUAUGUAGUAAGUGCAGGUGUCUUUGGCAUCCUCUUUGCGGCUUACCUGUUCUGGGAAGUAUCCAAAGUUAAGGUCACUCGUCGUGGUGAUGGUUAUGCAUUACUAGCAUCUGAUGUGCGUCAUCAAACGGCUGACCGUUUGUUUGAAAUCUAUUGUGCUAUUCAAGAGGGCGCUCGUGCUUUCCUGUUGGCUGAGUACACUCUGUGCUUUGCCUUUAUUAUCGUCUUUGGUGGCGUAGUGCUUGUACUUACAUCAUUUGUCAACAAGGAUAGUCAGCGAUUUGACUGGCUUUUCGGCACCUUAAACGCAACGGCAUUUGCUGUUGGUGGUCUUACGUCGAUGGCUGCUGGCUACAUGGGCAUGAUGGUAGCUGUGUAUUCAAAUGCUCGUACCACGGUCUCUGCCAUGAAGGAAGGAGCCCGCGGCUGGCGUGAUGCUUUUAACACGGCCUUUCGUGCUGGUGCCGUUAUGGGCUUUGGACUGAGUUCCAUCGCUCUCUUGGUGCUAUUCAUCUUGAUCAAAGCCUUUGAAACUCAAUACCCAUUGUCGACCGAUUACAAAAAGCUAUUCGAGGCUAUUUCAGGCUAUGGACUCGGUGGUUCCUCUAUCGCCAUGUUUGGCCGUGUCGGUGGUGGUAUUUACACCAAAGCUGCCGAUGUCGGUGCCGAUCUUGCCGGCAAGGUCGUGGAAAACAUUCCAGAGGAUGACCCACGCAACCCCGCUACGAUUGCUGACAACGUCGGUGACAAUGUUGGUGAUGUUGCUGGUAUGGGCUCAGACCUUUUUGGCUCGCUUGCUGAGUCGACAUGUGCGUGCUUGGUAAUUUCCACGCAGAGCCCUGAGAUCAUUGCUGCUGGCUGGCCUGCUGUUCUAUUCCCUCUGGUCAUCACGGCUACAGGUAUCUUUGUGUCCGCCAUUGUUAGUUUUCUCGCUACCAAUGUGUGGCCCGUCAAGAAGGAGAAGGACGUUGAGAUUGUGUUGAAGGUGCAGCUGUUUGCCUCUACUCUUCUCAUGACCGUCCUCAUUGUCCCAGUUUCCAUGUGGCUUCUACCGUCCACCUUUUCGAUCGGUGGGUCGUACACGGUGACCCCCAUUCGUGCCUUUUACUGCGUUGCUGUCGGCCUGUGGGGUGGCUGUAUUGUCGGCUUUGUGACUGAGUACUUCACGUCACACAGCUAUCACCCUGUGCGCGAGGUUGCCCAGGCUUGCGAGACUGGCGCUGCUACAAACAUCAUCUACGGCCUUGCCCUCGGUUACAAGUCGGCUAUCAUCCCAAUCACUAUCAUUUCGAUCGCUGUGUAUGUUGGCUUUUCGAUUGCUGGUAUGUACGGAGUCGCUCUUGCUGCUCUUGGUUUUCUUGGCACGCUUGCCACUUGCUUGGCUAUUGAUGUGUACGGUCCAAUUUGUGACAACGCUGGUGGCAUUGCUGAGAUGGCUGAGCUGCCUGCUGAGGUGCGUGACAAGACUGAUGCUCUCGACGCUGCUGGCAACACGACUGCGGCUAUCGGCAAGGGUUUUGCUAUUGGUUCCGCUGCUCUGGUUUCACUGGCUCUGUUCGGCGGCUUUGUGACCCGUAUCGAGGAAACGUCUAUCAACAUCCUAUCGCCUAUCACGUUUGCUGGUCUGUUUAUGGGUGCCAUGUUGCCGUACUGGUUUACCGCCCUGACGAUGAAGUCGGUUGGUGUUGCUGCUAUGGAAAUGGUGAAAGAAGUCAAGCACCAGUUUGCCACGAUCCCCGGUCUUCUUGAGGGUUUGCCCGGCCACGGUCCUCCGGACCACGCGCGCUGCAUCAAGAUCUCGACGGACGCAUCUCUUCGUGAGAUGAUUCCACCUGGACUUCUUGUGAUGCUAUCCCCCAUUGUUGCCGGAACUUUCUUUGGUGUGCACGCUGUGUCCGGUCUACUUGUGGGCAGUCUGACCUCAGGUGUACAGUUAGCCAUUUCGCAGUCAAACACGGGUGGUGCCUGGGACAAUGCAAAGAAGUUUGUCGAGAAGGGCUGCGUGUCAAUUGAGGACAAGGAAGGGAAGCUCAUUGUGCAGGGUAAGGGCAGUGCUAUCCACAAGGCCGCUGUUAUCGGUGACACUGUGGGUGAUCCGCUGAAGGAUACUUCGGGUCCUGCCCUCAACAUUCUGAUGAAGCUGAUGGCUAUUAUCUCGUUGGUGUUCGGAGACUUCUUCAAGAGCAUUAACAACGGCCGUGGUCUGCUGAAUGUGCCUUCCGGUGUUUUGUCAGAGGCUGUUGCUGCCCCCCGUUGCAGAGGUUGGCACUCCCCAGCUUUAAGCUCGUAUCGGCUAUAA